AUGGCGCAAACCUACAAUCAAAAACGGACGGUCUACAGCAUCGACCAGAUUUUGGGACACGCCAAGAGUGAUGAUCACGCGAGUCGGACGGACGCCGUCGGUGAAUCCGGAGAUACGGAAAUCGGACUCAGUGAGCAGCAGCUUGGUGACACCCUCAACGAUCCCCUUGACCUCGGGGAGUCCGACAGGCCGCGCAAGGUGCGCCGCUCUCGGACGACCUUCACCACGUAUCAGCUGCACCAGCUCGAACGAGCGUUCGAGAAGACCCAGUAUCCGGAUGUCUUUACGAGGGAGGAGCUGGCGAUGAGGCUCGACCUCUCCGAGGCCAGAGUACAGGUGUGGUUUCAGAAUCGCCGUGCCAAGUGGCGCAAGAAGGAAAAGGCCUUGGGAAGGGACACGAGCUUUAUGCACGUCGAACAAGGUGGUGUCAACGAGCUGUCACUGCACGCGCACCUGCUGCAGAGCGCCGGUGGGCUGCCGGGCGGCGGCGACUCGGGCCACGCAGGUGGCGCCUUCCCCUGGUUCAUGCCGCCGGUUUUUCCGCCUCCGUGGCCUGGUAGCACCCCCAAGCUACCUCCGCUCCACGCCAUCCUCUCCCAGUACAUCGGCCUGCCGCUACCCCAGAACCUGGCGAGCCUCGGGCUACCCCUGGUGGCGCCCCUGAAUCAGCAGCACGCUGCCGCGGUCGCAGCCGCCCUUGAUCGUCAGCACCAGCAGCAGCAGCAGCAGCAGCAACAGAUCGGAUCAUUGCAGAAUGUCGGACUUUGCGGAAUGCCGCAAAGUCUGCCCCAGAACCUCAGUAGCAAGAAGCGAGAGCGAGCCGACGAGGACUCGAACUCGGACGAGGACGAGCUCAGGCGCCACAGCGCCGAAUUACUCAGGGUCAAGGCCGAGGAGCUAAUGCGCAAGAACGACAACUAAUGAAUUUCGAAUGAAGAUUU
Ceratosolen solmsi marchali is the source of this 941-nucleotide messenger RNA. RefSeq names its product aristaless related homeobox homeobrain (gene hbn). Lineage: Eukaryota; Metazoa; Arthropoda; Insecta; Hymenoptera; Agaonidae. The transcript is spliced from 4 exons. Bases 1 to 921 code for a protein of 306 amino acids. Gene Ontology annotation, biological process: regulation of transcription by RNA polymerase II. The record is from RefSeq and is a predicted model, not a curated record. Gene Ontology annotation, molecular function: DNA-binding transcription factor activity, RNA polymerase II-specific; RNA polymerase II transcription regulatory region sequence-specific DNA binding.